This is a messenger RNA of Cryptotermes secundus, 3410 nucleotides long. RefSeq lists its product as uncharacterized. Gene Ontology annotation, biological process: proteasome-mediated ubiquitin-dependent protein catabolic process; multicellular organism development. Lineage: Eukaryota; Metazoa; Arthropoda; Insecta; Blattodea; Kalotermitidae. Gene Ontology annotation, molecular function: ubiquitin conjugating enzyme binding; ubiquitin protein ligase activity. The transcript has 3 exons. Gene Ontology annotation, cellular component: cytoplasm. The coding region runs from base 87 to 2063 and encodes 658 amino acids. The record is from RefSeq and is a predicted model, not a curated record.
UACAAACGCUACGGACUGGCAGUCUGACGGAGCUCAAGCAUGGGACAGGUGACAGCAUAACGGAAUCACCAGUCAGCGCAGUUGGCAUGCGGUCCAAUAUGAUAGCACGGCUCUCUACACCGAUCAGUAGGACGUUGACACUUCUGUCGAUGGCGUUCACCAAACAUCAUCGUUCGCAAAAACAGGGACAAGCGGCAGGUGAGGGCGAACCACUGCUACAGCCAGUCGAAGAAUUUCCACAGGAAGAACCGCUUCAGGAAUAUGUACGACAAACGAGGGAAGAAACUGGUGAGAAUGUACGGUUGGGGCUCACACGCAGUUUGGAUGUUCUUGAACGCAGGGAUCAUAAGAGAGAGCGAGUACUGCUUGAAGCUGAAGAAGGAACGUCAAGUCAACUGGCAAGGGGAGGCGACGUUGGGACGUCCUAUCCGGAAGUCACAGAAGAUUCAGAAGAAGGCGAGGAGGAAGAGGUGGACAUGGAUUACACGAUCGAGUGCCCAUUGUUUAGAAUUCCAGAAAUUAAAUGCUUCUGGUUAGGCAGCCUCAGACACUUGAAGGAACAUGUUACAGGAAUCCACGCCGAUAUUCAGAAGACAAGUCCUUGGAUCUGCUGUACGUCUCUGACAAACAGCGUUUUAAUAAUAUGCUGCUACGAUGAUAUAUUUCUGUAUUACAAACAAUUUACAGACACUGGUACCAUGUAUGCAGUUGUACAGCAGGUCGGUAUUACAAACUGGAAUUACACAUACACAAUCCAGCUUUUCUCGCACGAAAGGGAAAGCGAUAAUAUUACAUUUAGCUUUCGUAUGACAAAGAUGCGUGAGCAUCUUGAAGACGUUUUGGGUGAUUACGAGUGCACGGUGAUUGAUAAGCAUCAUUUGAAACCUUUUAUAGAGAAUGGCGAGUUAGCUAUGUCGGUGAACAUAAGACCUGUUCAUAAACAUAAAAGGACAGAUGUGACUGAGACACAUGACAAGAAAAGAUACACUUCCAGGACUACUCCUCAGAGGUACAAACGUGAGCUUGGUGAGGAAACAGUUAAAUGCCCUUUGUUUAAAAUUCCACACAUUAAAUGCUCCUGGUCAGGUGCGCCCAAUAUUUUAGUGUUGCAUUUAGAAGCCGAGCAUCGUAAAAUUGUCAUACGAGGUCCUGAUUUCGAUUGCAGGCUUAUUGUAAACAAAGCGUUAUUAAUUUCUUUUAAUGAUGAAAUAUUUCUAUAUUACAAAUACAUUUCCUCGACUAUUAUGUACGCAAUUAUACAGCAAGUUGGUAUGAAGAACGAGAAAUAUACGUACAUAAUCGAACUUCACUCACAAGACGAAACAGUGGAAGACAUUACUUUUAACUUGAAUGUAAAUCCGAUCUGUGAGCCGUUUGAAGCCCUUUUCGAUGCGCGUGAAUGUGUGGCUGUGGCCGUUGAGUUUUUGGAACAGUUCAUAGUAAAUAACGAAUUAAAUAUGAAAGUAAAAAUACGAAGUGUUCGCACACAGGAGAGGAUGUUUGUUGUCGCGGCUGGAGAAACCAAAGAUGACGUUGCCAGCUCUCCUCUUGAGAAAGACGAUCAAGGAACGGGAAUACGUACUGGGAAAAUGAGAUGCCCCUUAUUCCAAAUUGAAGAAAUCAAAUGCCCUUGGUUAGGUAAUCUGGAAAACUUAGAGCAACACAUGGCAAACGCGCAUAAAAAUUUUGUUGCGUGUCGCCCUUACUUCGCCUCCUUUAAUCCUACGAACGCUCAAGUCAUAGUUUUCUUCAAUGAUGAAAUAUUUCUAUAUCACAAGUAUGUUUCAGACACUCGCAUCCUGUACGCAGCGGUACAGCAAGUUGGUAUUACAGGUAGGAGAUACCAGUACACAACCUACUUUUAUAUACCGGGUGAAACGACCGCCAAAGUUACACUUAACUUUCAUACGAAUAAGAUUACUGAAAGUUUUGAAGAAAUUUUCAAAGCUCGAAGAUGCCUGGCGGUUCACAUUGAGUUUCUGGCACCUUUCAUACAAAGUAACAUAUUAUUCAUGAAAGUGAAAAUAACAGAAGUUCCUCCCAGUACACAGCGUAACCAAUGAAAAUGAGGACUAUGACCAAUUGCCCUGCAUUUAUACGUCAAGAGCGGUUUUAGUACUCCACGUAAGGAGGAAAGGGGUUAGGAUGCGCAUGCACUUCUCUGCGCCGAACACACUUGCACAGUCGAACUCCCACAAAAACUCCCUAAAUAAUUACAGAGCGGUAGCUCCUUGAGCGUCUUUCCUAUACAAGUUCCUUGGACAGAAUUAAAGAAUGUUUUUGUUCCCUGUCGCCAUAAUUAUUUUCUCUAGAAAACGCUAUAAGCAUUUUAAAAAAAGUAAUUAUAAUAACUGAUUACUACGCCCUCAUAUAACAGAGGAGAGACAUCAUAAAACCUAGAUCCCAUAUUUCAUCAUAGUAAUUGAUUAAACGAAUUGUAAUUUUAACAUUUUACAGCCCGAUUUCAAAACGUCGAGGCAAUUCCUGUGCCCUACACAAAUAAAGAAAUUGAUUUAUCAAGUUAUGGAUCAACCAAUUUGUUUGCUACUGACGUCAAACCUGGCACAAGAAUUUGUGAGAGGUGACGCACAUAUCCCUGGGGACAUACGCGUACCCAGUACAUUGCAAGACGUCUUUCCCAGCGAUGGCAUUCGUUUGAACAAACACUGGCUUCAGCACGGACAGAGCAACUGCGUGCGUUCGUGCGAUGUGCAAUUUCUUUGUAAGAGGUCUCUAGCAGCACUGUAAUGUGUGUUUUAAUUUCAAAAUUACAAUCACUUUUAAAUUAAAGAGAACAAGAAUUUGAUUAGUUUGACAAACGUAUAUAUUCCUGAACUCGAGAACAGAGACGAUUUUAUGUUAAUUCAUACAUAACACCGGCGACAGAAAUGGAGACAAGUUCUUUCGCUAGUUUUAGUGUCCUUUGAUUGACACGUUUGUGACUUGACUGUGGCCUAUCAACUACUGUUACAUUUGCAAACAUCUUAAUAGUAAUGUUUCUAUAUAUGCUGGGUUUUUAAAGAACUUACUAAAGGUAUUUUAGUUGAAUAAUGGUAAUCGGUUUUAAAAAUAAAAUGUAACAGUUGAUUUAGUUUAGGCAUCUGUGAUCUUACCCAUAAAACAUAGAAAAAAAUUGUAUUAAAUCAUUUGACAUUCAGCAUAAUGAAGAAAUAUAUCAAAUCAUUUUAUCAAGAACGGAAUAUGUAAAUUUUAAUUUCGGCCUGUUGGGUCAUGAACCUUUAUUUUCAUGAAUCAAAUACUGAAAGACUAAUAUCUAAUGUUAUUCCUGCAUUUCGAAUAAAGUAAUUGAUAUGAUAUGUGGUAUGAUUAUAUGUACCAGGGGGCCCAAAUAGAAACUUAUUCUUGUGGAAUUCUCUGACUCAAAUUCUCCAAUAAAUGUUGAGUGUUUA